UACCAGUAGAAAUGACAUUUGAAAAAUUUGUGACAAAAUAAAAAAAAAACCCCCCGGUAUUUUGUUAAAUAUUCCAAAAGAAAAAAAAUUUAAACGAAACAUUGAAAAAAAUUUUAAUUUACCGAAAAUAUAUUUUUUAUUUCAUUUCAAAAAAAAAGGAAAUUCAAAAAAAAAUUUGGUUAUUUUGUGAAAAAUUACAAUUGUAUUUUUUUUCCUAAAUAAAAAUGUAUCGAUUUUUUUGUACACGAAUUAUUUUUUCCAAAAAUGGAAAUCAUCGAAUUCAUCAAAGUUCCCAACGAAAAUUAUCGGAAGCAGUGAAAAUUCAAGAAAAAUCCAAUUUUCCAGAAAGAGGCGAAAAGAAUGAAAAAGCGCGGGAAACGAAAUUAAAAAUCGUUAAAAUUUAUCGAUGGAAUCCCGAUAAUCCAACAAAAAAGCCAUAUAUUCAUGAAUAUAAAAUUGAUUUAAAUAAAUGUGGAACAAUGGUUCUUGAUAUUUUACAAUUAAUAAAAGAACAAGAUUCAAGUUUGGCUUUUAGAAGAUCAUGUCGCGAGGGAAUAUGCGGAAGUUGUUCAAUGAAUAUUAACGGCGUUAAUACACUCGCUUGUAUCACAAAAAUUAAUGAGGACCUUACAAAACCAUUAAUUAUUUAUCCUUUGCCGCAUACAUAUGUGAUACGUGAUUUGGUUCCGGAUAUGACGAGAUUUUUACAACAAUACAAAAGUAUUGAGCCAUAUUUAAAAAGACCCGGUGAGGAAACAUAUUUGGGCGAGAGGCAAAUUUUACAAACGCAGGAGGAGAGAAAAAAACUCGAUGGUCUUUAUGAAUGUAUUUUGUGUGGUUGUUGUUCUUUUGCAUGUCCACCAUAUUGGUGGCACGAGGAUAAAUAUUUGGGACCUGCUGUUUUAUUACAGGCUUACAGAUGGAUAAUGGAUUCUCGCGAUUUGUGUCACGAGGAAAGGUUGAAAAAUCUUCGCGACUAUUUUUCCGUUUUUCGAUGUCACACAAUUUUUAAUUGCACGAAAACGUGUCCAAAAGGUUUAAAUCCGGGCAAAGCUGUGGCACACAUAAAAAUGUAUUUAGCGGGAUUAAAAAAGAAACCAUCACCAAAACUUGAGAGUCCAUUGCCAAAUCCUUGUGUACCAAUUUCAAUUAAUAAAUAAAUAAAUUUAAUUACUUAAUUAAUUAAAGAAAUAAAACUGUUUUUUGAAAAUGAUUAAUAAAUUAAAUAAACAAG
Messenger RNA from Leptopilina boulardi, 1234 nucleotides. RefSeq lists its product as uncharacterized. Gene Ontology annotation, cellular component: mitochondrial membrane. The coding region runs from base 225 to 1160 and encodes 311 amino acids. The transcript is spliced from 5 exons. Gene Ontology annotation, biological process: respiratory electron transport chain; tricarboxylic acid cycle; aerobic respiration. Gene Ontology annotation, molecular function: 2 iron, 2 sulfur cluster binding; electron transfer activity. NCBI's taxonomy places the organism in Eukaryota, Metazoa, Arthropoda, Insecta, Hymenoptera, Figitidae. The record is from RefSeq and is a predicted model, not a curated record.